Molecule: messenger RNA, 1681 nt
Organism: Nelumbo nucifera (sacred lotus)
Lineage: Eukaryota; Viridiplantae; Streptophyta; Magnoliopsida; Proteales; Nelumbonaceae
Product: alcohol acyltransferase 9-like
Molecular function (GO): acyltransferase activity, transferring groups other than amino-acyl groups
Source: RefSeq, a predicted model, not a curated record
AUACUCUCCUACCUUUCAUUCGCUUUGCUUCCUCCCUCCUCUCUCUCUCUCCCUGUUUCUCAGCUUCAGCUUCCACCACCACCACCACCACCACCGGAAUAAGAACAGAUAACCAUGUUUACAUCUUCAGAGCUUCCAGAUUGUUAUUAUCAAAAUAAACCCACCUUUGUUUGCCCGGAGAGCCCCACCCCCAGACAUUCACUCUAUCUCUCUAACCUCGACGACCAGAAGUUUCUGAGAUUCUCUAUUAAGUAUGUAUAUGCUUAUAAGAAAUCUGUAAGCUCGGAGAGCUUGAAAUCUUCACUUUCAAGGGUUCUCGUCGACUACUAUCCAUUAGCAGGGAGGUUGAGAAUUAGCACGGAAGAUCAAGACAAGUUUGAGAUUGACUGCAAUGGAGAAGGUGCUGUGUUCGCAGAAGCUUUCAUGGAUUUUACAGUGGAUGAGUUUCUUGAAGCUUCAAGAGCACCUAACAGGUCUUGGAGAAAGCUCCUUUACAGAGUCGAUGGUCAGAGUUUCUUAGAUAUCCCUCCUCUUGUCAUUCAGGUAACGAGGCUUCGUUGCGGAGGGAUGAUCUUGUGCACCGCAAUCAAUCACUGUCUGUGCGACGGCAUCGGCACUGCUCAGUUCCUGCACGACUGGACCCACCAUACCACCAAACCCAACACCCAUCUCCCCAUUGCACCGUUUCACGGUCGCCACUUGUUGAAACCCCGGAUCCCUCGGAAAGUAGCAUUCGGCCAUCCGGAAUUUACCAACAGUGCCCCCCGGGACAAAAUUACUCAUGUGGACCUCAUGCACAUUCUGCACUCUCAGCCCCUCGUCCCCACUUGCUUAACCUUCACCCCAUCCCAUAUCCUUCACCUCAAGAGGCGCUGCGUCCCCUCCCUAAAGUGCACCUCCUUCGAAGCCCUCGCGUCGCACACGUGGCGCUGCUGGAUAAGAUCUCUCAACCCUCCACCCUCUCUGAAGAUCAAGCUCCUCUUCUCCGUGAACGUGAGGAAAAGAUUUAGCCCAGAGUUGCCGCAGGGGUACUACGGCAACGGAUUCGUGCUAGGGUGCGCGGAGACCACGGUUAAGGAGCUGCUUGGUGGUAACUUACACCACGGGGUGAAACUGGUGCAGGAGGCAAGGGCAUCUCUGACCGACGGCUACGUAAGGUCAAUGGUGGAUCUUUUGGAGGAACGGCGAGCGAAGCCCGACCUGUCGGCGAGUUUGGUCAUCUCUCAGUGGUCUAGAUUAGGUUUAGAAGAGUUGGAUUUCGGAGAAGGGAAGCCGCUGCACAUGGGUCCUCUGGCGAGUGAAAUAUAUUGCCUAUUUUUGCCGGUCAUCGGCGACGUAAACAGUGUUAGGGUUUUGGUGUCUGUUCCGGAGAGUGUCGUAGAGAAGUUUGAAUACUACAUGAAAUACCCAACAGCAGAGAGAAAGAGAGAAGCGAGGGAAGAAGGAAAGGAGAAUGGAGAAGUAAUUGUCUUUAGUCUGAAUUCAGAAACAUCAACUUUGUAAGGAGUAGCAAGGACUAGUUUGUGUACUGUGUACGUGGCUUUUUUCGGUCCGCCUUCUUUUCUUUUGAUUUCUUUCUUUCUUAUUUUCUCUUUCUCGUCAUUUCUUUAUCUUUUUCCCACACAAAAAACUUUCUCGGCCAACGAAAUGAAAUAGUGAAAUCACAUCACUUCGUGUUUGA